UGCGCUGUGCGCCUUGCCAAAACGGUGGGCUACGUCAGUGCCGGGACAGUGGAGUAUCUCUAUAGCGAAGGAGGGAGCUUCCACUUCCUGGAGCUGAAUCCCCGCCUGCAGGUGGAACAUCCUUGCACAGAAAUGAUUGCGGACGUCAACUUGCCAGCUGCUCAGCUCCAGAUUGCCAUGGGUGUCCCGUUGCACAGAAUCAAGGACAUCCGAGCUCUCUACGGAGAAUCCCCGUGGGGAGACCACCCCAUCGCUUUCGAGGGCCCCAGCAAUGCUCCCGUCCCCAGGGGCCACGUCAUAGCGGCACGAAUCACCAGUGAAAAUCCCGAUGAGGGUUUCAAGCCCAGCUCUGGCACCGUGCAGGAACUGAAUUUCCGCAGCAAUAAGAACGUCUGGGGAUACUUCAGCGUUGCGGCCGCGGGCGGCUUGCACGAAUUUGCCGAUUCCCAGUUUGGACACUGUUUCUCCUGGGGAGAGAACCGCGAGGAGGCCAUCUCAAAUUUGGUGGUCGCCUUAAAGGAGCUGUCCAUCCGCGGGGACUUCCGGACGACGGUCGAAUACCUGAUUAAGUUGUUGGAGACCGAGAGUUUCCAGACGAACGAGACGGACACCAGCUGGCUGGAUCACCUGAUCGCUGAAAAAGUCCAGGCAGAGAAACCAGACACGAUGUUGGCCGUGGUCUGUGGCGCCCUUAACGUGGCAAAUGCCUCCUUCAGGACCUGCAUGGACGAUUUCCUGCAUUUGCUGGAGAGGGGCCAAGUCCUGCCGGCAGCCUCCCUCCUGAAUAUUGUCGACGUGGAACUUAUUUACGAAGACACCAAAUAUGUGCUUAAGGUCGCCCGUCAGUCCCUGACCACCUACGUCCUCCUAAUGAACGGCAGCCACAUUGAGAUCGAUGUGCACCGGCUGAACGACGGGGGGCUCCUCCUGUCUUACAACGGCAACAGUUACACCACCUACAUGAAAGAAGAAACCGACCGGUACCGCAUCACAAUCGGCAACAAGAGCUGUGACUUUGAGAAAGAGAAAGACCCAUCCUUGCUUCGGGCCCCCUCUGCGGGAAAGCUGCUGCACUACACGGUGGAGGACGGGGCCCGCAUCUAUGGGGGCCACAGCUAUGCAGAAAUGGAGGUGAUGAAGAUGGUGAUAUCCCUGACAGUGGAAGAGUCGGGCAUCAUCCGCUACGUGAGACGGCCGGGCACGUUGUUGGAGGCGGGAUGCGUGGUAGCUCAGCUCGAGCUGGACGACCCCACCAAAGUUCACCUGGCCCAGUUGCACACGGGGGGGCUCUCCCCUCAGCCAGCCCUGCCCAUCCUUGGCGAGAGGCUGCACCAGGUCUUCCACAACGUGCUGGAGAACCUGCAGAAUGUCAUGAACGGCUACUGCCUGCCAGAGCCUUAUUUCUCUGCCAAGAUUGCCAGCAUUUUGGACAGCCACGCAGCCACCCUGCAACGCAAAGCUGACCGGGAAGUCUUCUUCAUGAACACCCAGAGUAUCGUGCAGUUGGUUCAGAGGUAUCGCAGUGGCAUCCGAGGCCACAUGAAAUCGGUGGUGCUGGAUCUGCUGAGGCGGUACCUGCAGGUGGAGACCCAGUUCCAGCAAGCUCAUUACGACAAGUGCGUGAUCAUCCUGAGGGAGCAGCACAUGCCCAACAUGACCCCCGUCCUGGAGUGCAUCUUCUCCCACGCCCAGGUGGCCAAGAAGAACCUCCUGGUGACCUUGCUGAUUGCUCUGUUCAAACAGUGGGGACCCACUGAGGAGGCCAGCCCCACCGACGUGCUGACGUACACGGAACUAGUGCUGGAUGCCCAGGGGAAGAUGGUGCAGCUGAACAGGCUGCCGGGAGGAAAUGAGAUUGGAAUGGUGGCCUUCAAAAUGAAGCUGAAGACCCCCGAGUACCCCAAGGGCCGUGACAUUGUGCUCAUCAGCAACGACAUCACCUACAAGAUCGGGUCCUUUGGGCCUGCCGAGGAUCUCCUUUUCCUGCGGGCAUCGGAGUUGGCGCGUGCAGAGGGCAUCCCGCGGGUCUACAUCGCAGCCAACAGUGGUGCCCGCAUCGGCUUUGCCGACGAGAUCAAGACCAAGUUCCAGAUAGGCUGGGUAGAUCCAGCAGAUCCCUACAAGGGAUUCAAGUACCUGUACUUAACGCCUCAGGAUUACACGAGGAUCAGCUCCAUGAAUUCUGUUCACUGCAGGCACGUGGAAGAGGCUGGUGAGUCAAGGUAUAUCAUCACUGACAUCAUUGGGAAAGAGGAAGGCUUCGGGGUGGAGAACCUAAGAGCGUCGGGCACCAUCGCUGGGGAGUCCUCUCUCGCCUAUGACCAAAUUGUCACCAUCAGCAUG
Messenger RNA from Thamnophis sirtalis, 2343 nucleotides. The record is from RefSeq and is a predicted model, not a curated record. NCBI's taxonomy places the organism in Eukaryota, Metazoa, Chordata, Lepidosauria, Squamata, Natricidae.